This is a messenger RNA of Gryllus bimaculatus (two-spotted cricket), 462 nucleotides long. The record is from the annotation of a GenBank genome assembly. NCBI's taxonomy places the organism in Eukaryota, Metazoa, Arthropoda, Insecta, Orthoptera, Gryllidae.
AUGGACGUGCGGCGCGGCGCAGGCCAGGAGGCUGCGGCGGAGGAAGGCGAGGAGGGAGAGGAGGGGGCGGAAGGCGGCGCCGUGCGGUGGAUGCUGCUGCCGGGCGGGGGCGAGGGCCGCGCGCAGGUGGCCGUGCUGGAAGGGCUGCAGCCGCGCCGCGCCCCCGACCCUGACACCGUCUCCUUCCUGCUCUGGACCAGGGAGAACCCGCGCAAGGCGGAGCGGCUGCGCCUGGCUGCGCACUGCGCCCCGCAGCCCCACUUCCGCCGCUUCAGCGCCGACCGGCCCUCCGUGCUGCUGGUGCACGGCUUCGGGGACAGCGCCGCCGCCUCCUACAUGUACCCCGUGCUGCGCGACGCGUUCCUGGAAGUGGGCGACUACAACGUGCUGGCGGUGGACUGGGCGGCGCUGGCGGCGGCGCCGUGGUACGCGUCGGCGGCGGCCAACACGAGGCUGGCGGCG